UGCAGUGCAGUCGUUAUGAAUAUGAUACUUACCUAACCUAAAACAAAACCUUAAUACUGCAAAAUUGAUUGCAGCCGAAUUUGGAUUAUUUUCUUAUGGUGAUUUGUGAAAUCUUUGGAAAUAUACUUACAAUAUUACAAAAUAAAUAUGAAGAAAAAAUCAAAAAAGAAUUUACAGCAAACAAAUGAAUGCGGCAAUAACAAUGCAGAUAAGAAGUCAAGAAAAGUAGAUCCAGGUUCCUCAGCAAAACCACCUUCAGAAGGUUUUAGUGACAAGGGAAAGCUAAUGGAAAAAAGAAAACGGAAGAAAAGUGAACCCAUGGAAUCUAGUCAGAAGACAAAUACGUUUGGAGAAGAGAUAACUACAAUGAUAAAGAAACAAAAAAGCUUGCACAUUUGUAAGGAUGAGGGACAGUAUAAACCUGGAAUGUUAUCAGAUUUCCUUCAAAAACAGAAAUACGGUCAUCUGAUUUUACCGUGGAAGUCUACGUUUGGCAUGGGAAAGUCUGAUGAUAGUGUUUCCCUUGAUCAAGAUGAAAUCAAGAAGGAUAAACCAAGGAUAAAAAUCAAUCCAUUGUUUGAUACAUCCAAAAGAAAUAAUGUAAAUACUACUCUUACAGAAAGUUCAACUUAUACAGUAUUUGUUGGGAAUCUGCCUCCAGAAAUUACUGUAAACCAAGUCAAGAAGAUUUUUAAGAAAUUUAGCAAUACAAUAAGCAAAAUCAAAAUUAGAACAGAAGAAAGACAAAAUCAGAAACUUUGCACCAGUAGCACAAAGAUUGACCGUGUAAAUGAUCAAAGUAAACACGCAACAGUCAAAUUUAACUCUCUGGAUAGUUACAAUACAGCACUAAAUAUGACAGGAAAAUUAUAUAAUGGACAUCAUCUAAGAAUAACUGGUGCUAAAGGUGAAACCACCUCAGAUCCCGAAAAAAGUAUUUUUGUGGGAAAUUUAGCAGUGGGUAUAUGUGAUGAUGAUCUGUGGAAAACAUUUGAAAAAUGUGGGGAAAUCGAUAGUGUACGGGUUAUUAGAGAUAAAUUGAAUAAGAAAGGAACCUUUGGAUUUGUCAACUUUAAGUCUGCUGAUUCAGUUGCUGAAGCACUGAAACUUGAUGGAACACUUGUAUUAGAACGAGAGAUUAGAGUUAACCAAAUCAAUAAAAAUGCAGAUAGCUUAUCCAGCUUGAUUAAUGUUAAAAGGAGUAAAAAGAAAAGGAGGAAACCUCAGUCAAGUACUGUGGAUAAUGGAUUAGAGCCAAAAAAGGUGCUUGUUGAAACUGGGAUAACUGUAAAGACGACUAAGAAGAGGACCACAAAAUUAAAGACUCAUACUCCUGAAGAAGAAUUGUGAAUAUGUUUAUAAGGUCUGUAAUUGUAAACAAAUACAAAAUUGUUUUAAAACUUGAGUUUGGAUGUUUCCAAAUUAACCUCUUUCACCUUGUACUACUAGCAAAUUUAUUAUACAGCACAGUUGAGUUGUUGAAAAUUAUUUGCUAUUCUAUGUUCACAAAUGUUAGUGCUACUUCCUCAUUUUCUGCAAUUAGUUCAAAAUAUUUUAAGUGUUUUGUCACAAAAUAUACUAUUAAUGGGGGAGUGUUUGCUUCUGCCUGGUAGCUUAAAACUUUUUUGUAACAGA
Messenger RNA from Macrosteles quadrilineatus (aster leafhopper), 1635 nucleotides. RefSeq lists its product as uncharacterized. The record is from RefSeq and is a predicted model, not a curated record. The transcript is spliced from 6 exons. Lineage: Eukaryota; Metazoa; Arthropoda; Insecta; Hemiptera; Cicadellidae. Gene Ontology annotation, molecular function: RNA binding. Bases 148 to 1350 code for a protein of 400 amino acids.